AUGGCAAGCGAGAGCGUUGAAGGGAAGGAUCUUUAUCCUUUGGCUCUGCUUAUGGAUGAAUUAAAGCAUGAUGAUAUAGCUAACCGUGUUGAGGCGAUGAAGAAGCUGGAUACUAUUGCCACCGCUUUGGGUCCUCAAAGAACAAGAGAUGAACUGAUUCCCUUUUUGAUGGAAGUAGCACAGGACGACGAGGACGAAGUUUUUGCAGUUUUGGCAGAUGAAUUGGGUCAAUUUGUACCAUAUGUCGGGGGCCCGGAGUUUGCAACUGUGCUUUUACCACCUUUGGAGAUCUUGGCAUCCACUGAAGAGACCUUAGUUAGAGAUAAGGCUGUCGGCUCAUUGAAUAAAAUCGCAGAACAGCUGUCUCAGGAGCAACUUUUCCAUGAUUUUAUUCCUUUAAUUGAACAUUUAGCAACGGCUGAUUGGUUUUCAUCGAAAGUCUCUUCCUGCGGGUUGUUCAAAUCAGUUAUUCCUAGAGUCAAAGAUGAUGGGCUGAGAAAGGAAUUGUUGGCAUUAUAUUUACAGAUGGUCCAGGAUGAGACCCCUAUGGUGAGAAGAACAGCAGCAAAAAAUCUGCCCGCUUUGAUCGAUUUGCUGACAGAGAAUCCCGAACUAUCGACUAAUGAGGAUUGGGAUUACAUCUCUAAUAUGUUUCAAAAAAUAAUCAAUGAUAGUCAGGACAGUGUGAAGUACUUGACAGUAAAUUGUUUGAUUUCAAUCUUGAAAUUUUUCAAUACCAAAGGAGACCAUUCACAUAGUAAAGACCUAUUAGACUCGGCGACAAAAUUGAUAGGCGAUGAGGCUUGGAGAGUGCGUUAUAUGGCAGCAGACAAAUUUGAAGAACUGGCAGCUCAAUUUAGUGACAAUGAAGCUUACAUGGCUGAGUUGAUUCAACCUUUCUUGAAUCUUUGUGAAGACAACGAGAGUGACGUUAGAAAGGCCAUCGCCAAACAGGUUGCGGGAUUCGCGAAGCUUUUGCAAGAUCCAUCUGACGUACUGACAAAAGUAUUGCCAGCGGUUCAAAGUUUGAGUAUGGAUGAAAGUGAAGCAGUAAGGGCCUCUCUUGCCCUUACGGUCACCAAUCUCGUCACACUCAUGUCAAAAGAAGAAGCGAUUGAUCAUUUACUACCGAUUUUAUUGAAUAUGCUGAAGGAUGAAUUCCCAGACGUUCGUCUCAAUAUAAUCGCUAAUUUGAAGGCUGUGAAUGACGUGAUAGGUAUUGAUCUAUUGUCCGAGUCUUUACUACCUGCCAUCACAGAGCUAGCGAAGGACGUUAACUGGAGGGUUAGAAUGGCAAUCAUCGAUUACAUCCCCAUCCUUGCAGAACAAUUAGGUGUUCAAUUCUUCGAUCAACAGUUGAGCGAUUUAUGUCUAUCCUGGUUGUGGGACACUGUUUUCUCAAUUAGAGAAGCUGCUGUUAACAAUCUCAAGAAGCUCACAGAAAUCUUCGGAUCUGAUUGGUGCCGUGAUGAGAUCAUUGCCAAAUUGUUAAAAUUUGACUCUCAGUUGCUGGAAAACUUUGUUUACAGAUUCACAUUACUCUCUGCAUUGACCGAGUUAGUUCCGGUCAUCUCAUUGACCGUUGUUGCGAACCAAAUAUUGCCCUUUAUCUCUCAUUUGGCCGACGACGGUGUACCAAACAUAAGAUUCAACGUCGCUAAAUCUUACGCUGUUAUAGUGGAAAGCCUAAUCAAGGGCGGGGCCCAUUACAUUGAUACAAUAAACGGGACAAUAUUGCCGUCAUUAAAGAAAUUGACUCAGGACGAAGAUUUCGACGUCAAAUAUUUUGCCAAGCAAAGUCUGAAUCAGUGCAACGAGUUACUUAAGUGA
Torulaspora delbrueckii is the source of this 1830-nucleotide messenger RNA. It is a transcript of the gene TPD3, whose product is annotated as protein phosphatase 2A structural subunit TPD3. Gene Ontology annotation, biological process: protein dephosphorylation. Gene Ontology annotation, molecular function: protein binding; protein phosphatase regulator activity. Bases 1 to 1830 code for a protein of 609 amino acids. The transcript has a single exon. The record is from RefSeq and is a predicted model, not a curated record. Lineage: Eukaryota; Fungi; Ascomycota; Saccharomycetes; Saccharomycetales; Saccharomycetaceae. Gene Ontology annotation, cellular component: protein phosphatase type 2A complex; cytoplasm.